Molecule: messenger RNA, 1710 nt
Organism: Cutaneotrichosporon oleaginosum
Lineage: Eukaryota; Fungi; Basidiomycota; Tremellomycetes; Trichosporonales; Trichosporonaceae
Biological process (GO): attachment of spindle microtubules to kinetochore
Cellular component (GO): mitotic spindle; DASH complex; mitotic spindle pole body
Source: RefSeq, a predicted model, not a curated record
CCUCACCAUCGCGGCGCUUGAGCACAACGCACCACCACAACCUCGAUUCGACACCGAACCAUCAUAGCUGCGACUAAGCGGCUCAACCAGCCAAUUUCAAGAUGUCGCAAUACGCCGACAUAUUAUCCCGGCCCCCGUUCUACGCCAUCGCAGGCGUUGACUCCCGCGCACCCAUCCCGCAGCAAAUGGAGCAGAUCGACCAGCUUAACACGCUCUUACUACAGCAGAUCGACGCCAACUUUGCCCGCCUUCAUUCUACUGUCACGACCCGCAUUCUGCCAGAGAUCAAGCGGUUUGCGCUCGCCAAUCAACCCACCAGGGAAGCAGCUGCGUUCUGGACAAAUUUCUACGCCCAGGCGUUUGGAGAGCGGCCCGGCGAGGGGAGCACAGUCGACGAAACGCGGUAUGAGGAAACAACCUCGGAGCUCGGCGGGAGCUUUUUUGAGCCGGGUGCGACAAGCACGCCCAUGAGGAGGCGGGGAGACGAGGACGAGAGCCUGGACGACAGUCUUGGCAGCCCCUUCGAUCGUGUCAACAAGCAGCUGAGCAGGCUCUCAAUCACUACUACCGAGGACACGACACCCUCUCUGCCGAGCGGAUACGACUAUGGCCGCUCGCCAUCCCCGGACGAAACGGCCGAGUUUGACAGCACGCUGCGCUUCCAACCUCCAGGCUCCUCCACACCGCGAGCGCGUGUGCUGGACCCCGACUCGCCGACUGCCCACAAGUCUCCAGCGACUCGACUGAUAGAUUUGACCUCCACACCGCUCGGGAAGGAUUUCCGCCCGCUUGCGCCGUCAGCGAGCCGCAGCCUGUUCUCCCGCCCCGCCCCGCGCACCAAUCCGCAGCCGCGCAACAUGUUCGAUGACGACGAUGAUAUCAAGCUCGGAAUGUCGCCACCUGUAACCAUGAAGUUUGCCCUCCCGGCCACCGCGCAGCGCAUAGUCGCGGCCGGUACAACGCCUAUCAAAGCUCCACCUGACCUUAUGGACAUGAGCUACGAGCCGAGCCCGCGCAUGCCGACGCCCGAGAACUUACGUCGGUACUCGAUGGCAGCGGAUGAUUUGGCGGCUGAUUUGGCGGCGGCGCGACGGGAGUUCGACGCACCUCUCCCGCCCCCAGACCGCGAGGGCAUGACAGCACGACGACUGUUUGAUGGGCCUGAUCCCAACCCGGACACACGGCGAGAGAGGGAGGCAUCUUCCGCUCACCGGCUCUUGGAGUGUGACAACACCAGUCACGUUGAUCGGCUCGAUGAGUCAACAUAUGGCUACGGCCGCCCGCGCAGGUCCCUCGCCAACACGUCGUACGGCAGUGACAUCGAGAUCCAACGAGAUGUCACUGGUCGAAUUAUCGGGGAUGACGAGAGCAUCGAUGACGCCGACGAUAGCUUGGACGACACAGACGAAUAUGCAGCACAGGCGGCAGAGGGCUUCGAGUUCGUUGACAACAGCUACGACUCAGACAUCUCUGGAUACCCCCGAGGUGCGGGGAGCGGCUACGCUCAGCAAGGGGGCGAGACGAGCCUGUUCGGGAAACCUGCGCCCGGUGACGGCGGUCAGUUCGUUUUGCAUCAGCAGGACGAGAUGGUUACGUAUCAUGGAGGUCGGCUAGAGGACGCCGCGGCGCCUGAUAGUCCCACGAGGAGGCGAUAGCGCCGAGGUAGCAAAUACUGGCUCUAAUAAUGUACAUAUAUUGAUACUGUGCUAG